Messenger RNA from Saccharomycopsis crataegensis, 303 nucleotides. RefSeq names its product 60S ribosomal protein eL36 RPL36A (gene RPL36A). Gene Ontology annotation, biological process: cytoplasmic translation. Gene Ontology annotation, cellular component: cytosolic large ribosomal subunit; ribosome. Lineage: Eukaryota; Fungi; Ascomycota; Saccharomycetes; Ascoideales; Saccharomycopsidaceae. Bases 1 to 303 code for a protein of 100 amino acids. Gene Ontology annotation, molecular function: structural constituent of ribosome. The record is from RefSeq and is a predicted model, not a curated record. The transcript has 2 exons.
AUGGCUAAAUCUGGUAUUGCUGUUGGUUUGAACAAAGGUCACGUCGUCACCUCCAAGGCUGUUGCCCCAAAGAUUUCCUACAGAAAGGGUGCUCUCUCCAAGAGAACUUCUUUUGUCAGAGAUAUUGUCAGAGAAGUCGGUGGUUUGGCUCCAUACGAAAGAAGAUUGAUUGAAUUGUUGAGAAACUCUGGUGAAAAGAGAGCUAAGAAGUUGGCCAAGAAGAGAUUGGGUACUUUGAAGAGAGCUAAGGCCAAGUUGGAAGAAAUCAACAAGAUCAUGGCUGAACAAAGAAGACACCACUAA